AUGAAAGGUGCUAUUGCAACACAAUGCAGGUUUUUUCGAAAGUUUGACAGAUCAUGGAGCCCUGAGGUCCCUGGAUCUGAUUAUGUGGCAGAUGAUUACAAGGGAAUGAGCUAUGAAGACACUUUGAAAGUAAGGAAAACCAAAUUAAGCCCUGCUUUGAUGACCUACUAUAAGAAACCCGUUAUGAUUCAUCAAGGGAAGAUGCAAUAUUUGUUUGAUAAUAAUGGAAAAAGAUACCUGGAUUUGUUUGCUGGAAUUGUUACAGUAAGUGUUGGCCAUUGCCAUCCGAAGGUUAAUGCAGCAGCUACUGAACAGAUAAAAAAAUUGUGGCAUACUACAAAUAUCUACCUCCAUCCAACAAUUCAUGAAUAUGCACAACAAUUAACUGAUAAGCUGCCAGGUGAUCUUAAAGUAGUAUAUUUUACCAACAGUGGAUCAGAAUCUAAUGAUUUAGCUCUUCAUAUGGCUAGAUUAUAUACUGGUGUGUUUGAUACAGUUUCUUUAAGAAAUGCAUAUCAUGGAGCUAGUCCUUAUUUAAUGGGAUUAACAGCGAUGUCAACUUGGAGAUUUAAUACACCAACUGGAUUUGGUAUACAUCAAGUUAUGAAUCCAGAUCCAUAUCGCGGUCCUUGGGGUGGAAAGAAUUGUCGUGAUUCAAUCUCACAAACUGACAGAGACUGUGAUUGCAAUCCGGAUGAGUGUAAAGCCUGUGAUAUGUAUAUUGAUCAACUUCAAGAUGGACUAAGAUUUUCCAUGCCUAAAUCCAAAAUUGGUGGAUUUUUUGCUGAAUGUAUUCAGGGAGUUGGUGGGACAGUGCAAUAUCCUAAAGAUUACUUAAAAAGAGCUUAUGAUCUAGUCCACGCUCAAGGUGGUGUUUGUAUUUCGGAUGAAGUUCAAACUGGAUUUGGCAGACUUGGCAGCCACUUUUGGGGAUUUGAAUCGAAUGGGAUUCAGCCUGAUAUAGUUACAAUGGCCAAAGGCAUGGGAAAUGGAUUUCCAAUGGGUGCAGUUGUCACUACACCAAAAGUGGCCGAAGUAAUGGGAACAGCUCUUCAUUUCAAUACAUUUGGUGGUAACCCUGUAGCAUGUGCUGUUGGUUCAGCUGUUUUAGAUGUUAUCAAAGAAGAGAAAAUCCAAGAAAAUUGUGAAGAAUUAGGAUCAUAUUUUAUUAAAGAGCUUGUUGGAUUAAAGUCUGAGUUCAAAUGUAUAGGAGAUGUUCGUGGUAAAGGAUUAAUGAUCGGAGUUGAAAUGGUUGAAGAUAGAGAAAGUCGCUUGCCUUUAAAUGGAAAGGCUAUGGCUGAUAUAUGGGAAGAUACCAAAGAAAAUGGGCUCCUCAUUGGGAAAGGUGGUUAUUAUGGAACUACUUUCCGUAUUAAGCCACCUAUGUGUAUUAACAAAAAAGAUGUUGAUUUUUCUAUUGAAGUUUUGCGUAAUUCUAUCAAGAAGGUCAUGGGCUAA
Messenger RNA from Lottia gigantea (owl limpet), 1458 nucleotides. RefSeq lists its product as hypothetical. The record is from RefSeq and is a predicted model, not a curated record. Lineage: Eukaryota; Metazoa; Mollusca; Gastropoda; Lottiidae. The transcript has a single exon. Gene Ontology annotation, cellular component: mitochondrion. Gene Ontology annotation, biological process: glyoxylate catabolic process. Gene Ontology annotation, molecular function: pyridoxal phosphate binding; L-alanine:glyoxylate transaminase activity. Bases 1 to 1458 code for a protein of 485 amino acids.